Siniperca chuatsi (mandarin fish) is the source of this 8317-nucleotide messenger RNA. RefSeq names its product homeobox B9a (gene hoxb9a). The transcript has 2 exons. Gene Ontology annotation, biological process: anterior/posterior pattern specification; embryonic skeletal system morphogenesis; regulation of transcription by RNA polymerase II. Bases 4183 to 5031 code for a protein of 282 amino acids. NCBI's taxonomy places the organism in Eukaryota, Metazoa, Chordata, Actinopteri, Centrarchiformes, Sinipercidae. Gene Ontology annotation, cellular component: nucleus. Gene Ontology annotation, molecular function: DNA-binding transcription factor activity, RNA polymerase II-specific; RNA polymerase II cis-regulatory region sequence-specific DNA binding. The record is from RefSeq and is a predicted model, not a curated record.
UAAAUGGACUGUACUUUCUAGUCUUUCCGACUACUCAAAGCGCUUCACAAUGUCGUCUAUGUAUUAAGUAUAUAUACUUUUAUAUACUGUAUGUAUAUAAAACAUUCCCAUUUAUACUUAAAUGUUUUUAAGUUAUUAGCUCAACUGUACACUGUAUGCCCACUUGUGUUAAAUUUUAGACGAAAACGUGUUCGUUUAUUUAUUUAUUUCUCGUACUAUUUAUUCAAACAGUCCAUACACAAAAGUUCAUUCAACUUAAACUUAUUAAAACCUCCUGUAGUCAAACUAUGUUUACAAUUUUUUUAGUUGUAAAUAUAUAGACGCAUUCACAUUUUUUUUAGUUUUACCCGCAAUAAAGUAUGAAAGCAGCAGCUUAAUAAAUUAUUUUAACUAUUAAAUAACGGACUCUAUAAAAAACUCUAUAGAGCCAAAUACGAUUAUUUCGAUUGUGUUCCGUAGCCUAUUUCAAUGUCCUAUUUAAAUGAAAAAAGUUUUGGCUAUUGUAUGGUAGGCCUAUUUAAAGGCUUCUUAAAGGCAGCGUCUGAAUUACGAGACUUGUAUGGUAUGAAGAAAAUACCAUUUGAAAUGAGUCAAAAACCUUCAAGACUUUACAGCAGUAAAAGGGUCUGGACCUACUUGACUGCGUGUUAAUUAGGUAUUUACAAUAUUCCCGUCAAGGGAAAUCUGUUGUUUUGGAGAUUUUUGAUCCAAGAAAAUCUGUCCAUUGCCAAUAUUUAAGCAGCAUUUACGAUGUGUUCAUUUUAUCUUUUUAUGAAGCUGAGCUCUGCUUCAGACUGGUUUGCCUUCUGUGAUGUGAUAAAUUCUUACAGGCAGUGUCUGCAUACCAAAACUUCUCGUAUUCACUUUCAAAACAAAAUACCCAGUGAUUGUGCGUGAAGUGUAAUUAGAAAUACGUUCUAUAUUUAUGCCUUCUAAAUCCAGAUCCGUAUAUGGAAAUGAAGGCUUUGGCUCCAGGAAAAGCAAAUUACCGCUUGGAAUUCACAGAGAUUAUCGCAGCCUCAGUUCACCCUAUUUGACACGGCUGCCUCGGUUAUUUAAAAUCUGUUGGGAAAAAAGGACCAAACUACAAUUCCGACAUUUAAGCUCUUCUCAUUGAUGAGUUCACUUGCGUUUCUUAAGUUUAUUACACUCUUGUUUUUAAUGACUCCGCUGGUUUUAUUGUCGUUCAAUUACUUGUUUAGGGGAACUAAUAUUAUAGCAAAAGAAAGGAAAUGCUAUAAACACAAUUUAUUGUUCUGUAAAUACUUUUAUUGGUAGCUUGUAAACCUAAAAUGCCCUUAGUCUAUUGAUUUGGUCACAGCUUCAAUUAGGCUGAAACUCAUUCACUUUUAAUAAAGUUAUAUGCAAUUCUUUCAGUUUCAUAUCAGCUGAGAGUUUAAUGUCACUUUCCCAAAUGCUUUAAUUGUUUAUAUUUUUAUCGACCUGGCAUUCGGACGAGGUGUUAAACAACGGCUCAAAGUGAACUGACUCCAUGGUUACGCCGUUUUUGCCUCCCAGCGGCCCAAUUCCUCUGCGUCAACCUGCGUCAUGAUUUAUGGAAAAAUAUUUUAACUUUAUUGGAAGUGCACUUUGAAACAUGUGGCAAAUGUUCAGUGCAACAAUAAAACAAGACUCGUAGGCUCAUUUUGAUUUAACCCCACGCAUUCCUUAUCGUUAGUAGUGCGCUUCUAGAAUUUGUAUGUGGAUGGGGUUAUUAAUCUAAGUCACUUCUGUCAUAGCACUGAGGCAACGUGUAGAAAAUGAAAGUGGUUUGCAGAUAAUACCUUCAAGCUUUGUCAGCGCCAGUGUCUCCAAUUAACGCGCUGUCUGGUUGGCAGCCCUGACUGCAGGGUGGAGGCCCUCCGAAAAUUAAAAUUCCCACAGCCUGCGGUCUGAGGAGAGGCCAUUUCACGCAAAAAAUAUCCUGAGCAUCUACCACUGGAAAACAUAGUCGGUUUCUACUCUGAACAUGUCUAAAACACUGCGUAACGUGCAAGAUUAAGCUUAUGAUAUAGAAAAACAAAAUGCUUUACGAUUUGAACGGACACAAGACCCUCAGGUAGAGAGGACAUUCUGUGCUCCAUCACUAAACUGAGGCUGUACAGUAUUCCAAAUCACACAACACUGUUAUUACUUAUGUAUUCAUUUUGUAAUGACUAAAGCUCAUUCAAGCCAUAUGCUAUCUAAAAUCUCGAGCUGAAACUUUAUGCAGAAGCCUAUCACAGGUUACGCUAACACAUUAACCUUUAAUGAAGUUUAUACUUUUCAGUCUGGUCCUUACUGGGUCGCUGUGAUCCAACGGAAGCUGUCCAGAUGAGCUGGAAAUUGGUCCUUUAAGACGGAAGGACAAAGGAAUGUGGUGAAUUCAAGCUCAAAGGCCAAAGCUCGGCGCCAGAGUCGCGACUGAUGUUUAAAGGACUCGGUUUGGGGUAUUGCUGCUGCUCCUGAAAUGAAAGCGCACCAGCCGCCCAGUCUUUCUCCGGUCCAACUCAUUUCUCCUACGUUUCUGCUAUAUCCUACCUUCAUCCUCGUAAAUAACGGUGUUAGCCUCAUAAGCAAUGCGUAGUUAAUAUUUAAUCGUCGUAAAUAACGGUGUUAGCUGUAUAUGCGACGCAGAGAUCGGAUUUAUAGCCCCGACUAGCAGCCUGCCACCCCCAAAGAGGCCAAGACUGAGAUUAUUGUAAGGAAAAAUACAGAUUUACAAUCCCGAUGACUUUGAUAAAGGUCAGCAGAAAGUCAAAUGUCUGGACUCACUGCAGUCUGCUGCUGCUCUUCAGUCUCCUCAUUAAAAGCCCAAUGACGGAUUUUAUCCCUCAAACGCUGCCGACUGAAAGGCUUUGAGCACAAGUGGACAUCACCGGUAGCUCCAACACAGACCAACAGAGCGAGGUGACCUACUAUUCCGUUACAAAAGAAAGCUGUAACCGGCGUCCAGCCUCAGUCCCCGGUACCUCCACCGAGCUCCGUUCCGAGUUGUGUUUACUCAUGGCAGCCUGACCGCUGAGUGAGAAGCGCCCUUUACCCGACCGGGAGGAAGCCUGCAACAGAUUCACUCGCGUUUACGGUCCGCACCACCACAGGCCAUAUAUCAGCCCUAUAAAUCCAAAGCAGCCGCCCUGAUGUAGGAUUUUAUUAUGGUAUUAAACGGACCCCAAAAAAGUAGUUGAAGUAGUUUGCGCUAUAAAGACAAGGGGCAUAACCACGCAGGGCCCGAUUUAAUGGCGCUCGUUAACAAAAAUGACUGGUAAUCUUCCAAUAAAACAGUGUCACGCGUCUCUGCAGCUCACAGAAAACCUUCCAAGUAGAUUCAGAAAGCGGGUGAAUAAUUGAACACAAUAGGUGCGAAUUUAAUCUAUCUUGUCUUGGAUAGAAAAUAUCUUUGCUUAACUGUAAGACUAUUGAUGCUUACAGUAAUGGCGUUUUAAAUGCAGACUCUCUGAUGUUGAGAUUGAUUUAAGUGAUUGCUUGCCCACAAUUCAGCAAGAGUGGAUGUGCUCCUGGUAAUUCGUCUCGUGCGCUUCACACUGAAAUGCACGCGCACCUAUUCUGAUUAGGUUAAGAAUGAAUAAAUAAAAACAUAAAAAUAAUUGCGCCACUUAUUUGUCAGCCAUUGUUUCCGCUCUGCAUUUCAUGCAUACUGUCCAGACGAAGCAUCAUUUAACGGUUUUAUAUAGCCUAAUUCCUGCUUGACAGCAGCCAUAGACACGCAGACUAGAUAUACGGGCGAACUGUUCAUUUUGCAUAGUGCAUAUAAACAAAACAAUUUAUUUAGAAGGGAGGAAAUUUCUUAAAGAGAGAGAGAGAGAAAGAGAGGGAGAGAGAGAGAGAGAGAGAGAGAGAGGCCAGCGUGCAGGAUUGAUUUACGCUCCAUUGACGCUUUAUCAGGCUGAAGAAAAAGUCCGUCCAAUCAGUUUGCGCCUCGCACAGACCCGACAAACCCCCGCGCAAAGUGCGAGGCUGUAGGUUGUAGCAUUUCUCUAUAGUGAGCAAGUUGUUUGGGAGGAAGGGGGCUAGUGUAGAGAGAGAGAGACAGAGAAAGAGACAGAGAGAGUGACAGAGGAAGGGAGGGGGCGAGCUAGCAAAAGACAGAGAGAAAGAACGAGAGGGAGAAAAAUCUCGUAAUGUGUCUCUUCUUGUUCUCCAUUUAGUGAACUCGCGGCGUUUCGCAGAUAAUGUCCGAGAAUGUCCAUUUCUGGGACUUUGAGCAACUAUUACGUGGACUCCAUCAUAAGUCACGAGAGCGAUGAACUCUCAACCCCGGCUCGCUUUCCCAGCGUCCAGUAUUCCGGCACUAGCUCCGCAGCAGCCGCGGGUGGAAGGCAGCCCGGCGGCGCGUCACACACGGAGCAUCCCUAUCCCGAGUCGUACCCAUCCUGCAGCUUCCAGCCGAAGCCUCCGGUCUUCUCAUCACCCUGGAGCCCGUUCAGUCCUCACCACGGUGCCAGUGGCCUCCCUACUGUCUACCACCCUUACAUCCCAGCCCAGCACGUGUCUGCCGCGGACACAAGAUACCUACGCUCAUGGCUGGACUGCGCGCCACGCGGCUCCGAGUCUGUCCCGGGGCAGGGCCAGGCGGGGCAGGUCAAGCUGGAGCCACAGCUCAGCCAUCUCGGCGGGGAGAUCACACCCAAUGUCGGCGGACAGCACCAGCACGAGACUACCACGUACAUCUUGGAGUCGACGUCCACGGCGGCGCGCGAGCUAAGCCACCAUCCGGCCGCCAUUCCGGGGGCAGGGUUCGAAGAAAAUAAGGACAUUUGUGAAGGGAGUGAGGACAAAGACGGCCUGGAUCAAAAUGACCCCUCUGCCAACUGGCUACAUGCGCGCUCCUCCAGGAAGAAGCGGUGCCCGUACACCAAAUAUCAGACGCUCGAGCUGGAGAAGGAGUUCCUGUUCAACAUGUACCUCACGCGGGACCGGCGGCACGAGGUGGCACGCGCGCUUAACCUGACGGAGCGGCAGGUGAAGAUCUGGUUCCAGAACCGGAGGAUGAAAAUGAAGAAACAGAGCAAGGACCAACCCAAGGACUAGCGGGACUCUCACCCGCGCGCGCACGUACACAUUCAGACGCACAUGCACGCACGCUAGCACCAUAUAUUCAACAUAAAGGCCCCUAUUUCUUCUGUCUAGAACACAAAAUGGCCUUCCCAAGAACUGCAAAAAUACACACACAUACAUCUGCAGUUUCCAAUUUGGUUUCACCUUCAGGCACUACCACAUGAGCUUCUGUCGAAUCACACCGAUCUAUACAACUGAUCGGUGGCUUCACUGAUCGCUAACAGACGCUGAGGACGUCACCACGUUAACACUGAAGUCUUAAGAAGGUCGGAAACGCUCCGUCUGAUGUUAGAAGGAGGCUGGGACUUUGGAAUCAUGAGUUUGUGGUCAUGGAGGAUGAUGGAUAAAAACUCAACCAACCAACAGCAAUUCCUCUUGAACCUCCUCUCCUUUAAAAGGAUGGGACUCAUAUAAAACUGCGGAUUGGAAUGUUUGUUUGAUGAGCUGAUGGCUCUUGUUCGUCCUCCGUCUUCAUAGUUUUAUAUUACGCUAUUAUUUAGGCUUUGAUUUUAGGUUACAUGAUGAAAGGAAAGAAAACAGCUGGCGAUGUUACAACAGACUGGGGGUGGGUGGGUUCUUUUUUCUCAAGCACUACUCCUUCUUUUAUUAGUUAUUUAUUGAUCUAUCGCUGACACCGGAGGCGUGCGAAACUGGGGUUUCACGUGGUCAUUAAUAAGCACUAGGAGCUGAGGAGGAUACACACAAACACACGCACACACACACUGGUUUCAUCCUUCUUUUUAUUCUCCUUUUUUCUUGCUUCUCUCAUUGCUGGCAGAAUUUGAUUAGAAAGCGCCUGAUGGUCGGCGUUGAUAGCAGCAAGCCGCCGUUUGUUUCCCGGCUGUCGGCCUGUAAGUAAUGAGCAGAUAGCCUACUAGAGGAGGAGGAGGAUGGGAUGGGACAGGGUGGGGGUGUUAACCCGACUCAGUAACCGGGGAUCCGAUUAGGCUGCUGUCGAUACCGUGGAUCCCCGCCCUUCAGCUACUUCUCCAGAUGCUUUGUGCGCUGCGGCUCAUCUGCGGCUUUUAUCGACUAUCGAUAGUCCUCCCCUCCGCAUCACAUGAGCCUGAAGUUAGCAGGGUUUAUCUGAGAAGAGACACAGCACAAAGCACCAGUUUUGGGGGUUUUUUAAAGUUUUUUUUUUUUAUCAUACCCACCCUUCUUGAAACUUGAGGCUUCGAGCAUCAAGACUCAGUUUUGGCUGAAUCCAAGUCAGAUUUAUCCAGGUGAAGUUAGCCUUGAUCACCUGCUACUCUGACCUGAAUUUACUUUAGAUGAUAAAUAGGCUACUCCAGAUAGUUUUGGCUGCUUCUUCUCAAAUUCUGACCCUACAUGCUUUCUCAACACUCACUCUCAAACAUUAUUAAAAAAACAGGUGACACAAACGCUUCUUAAAUUAGACUGGCCAUUACAAAUCAUCCAUGGCUGCUAAUUCGUUUAGGUUACCAGCUAUUUGCAGUAAAUAUGUAAAAAUGUUAAUUUCAGAUUCAAGUGCGCACAAAGUCCAUGUGUGCAGUGUGCAUGUAGCACUGGUCUGCGCCCUGCAGACUCAAAAACCUCUAUCCUCUCGGUCACCAUCUUCCAAUGUUUCUUCAAUAUUUCAGUGCAUUGCAUUUUAGAAAGAAUCAGCUCUAUUUUUAUACAUACAGUAUAUUGUGUAUUAUCUGCUAUGCAAGGCCGGUUUCUCUCUCAUUUCAGGAAAUAUAGGGAUAGUAUGCGCAACGGCGGUUUCUAAACGCAUACUGGUACUGAAGAAAGAGCGAAAUAUCCCGAUGCGCAUGUUUACUGACGAUUUUGAAGUUCCUUUUAAUUUUUCCCCCGGGAAUAUCAUUCAUAGAGGUUCGAUAACACAUUUAUAUCCACAGACAUAACAGAACAAUUAAGAUUAAGAUUUUCGCGCGAAAUGCUUCUGUAAUAGUGUCUAAAUGUACAAUAAUAGCUCUGAGUAUUAUCUGGUUAGACUUAAGUUUCUGCAGAAUUUUAUUGAUCUGAGUUUUAAAAUAUGAAGAGGAAAUGUUGGAAAGCCAACCUGCUACUAUGGCGUUAUUUGAAGUUUUGGCGUAGUUAAAUGGCGUCCAUGGCAGUUUUACGGACGAUCAUAAACAACAUUGUCCGUGUGUGUGUGUGUGUGUGUGUGUGGUGUUGGACUUUGUGGCUUGCAGACCACAAAGGCUGCUUGUGCACCAACAUUGUAAAAAUUAGACGCACAUAUAUAUUGUUUACACACACACACUUGCGUGGAUGUUGUCUCCAGUUUAGUUUAUGUUGUUUUCAUUUUUAAUUUACACGCAGAAAUGAACGGGUCUACAACCAGCCUUUUUUGCAAAGUCGAAACAGAGAAGCGCUACAAUUUCUCGAUAAGCAGCAUCGAAUCCUCUAUUUACGAGUAAAAAUGUUUACAUGGUUUGCGCAUGCCUCGAGUCUCUUGUCAUUUGAAGACGUUAUUUCGUCGUUUAGCUCUGUGUGUUAAAUCUGUUGGAGGGGAAUGCUUACUGAAAAAUUAAAACAGACUAAAUAGAAGUUUCUUGAUAGGAAAUAUUUCUAAUUUAUUGUAUAUAAAAUUAGUAACAAGGUCUUUCUUAUUGUAAUGAGUUCAAUAUGCUGAAUAUUGUUUUGUCUUAUUGGGACAUGGCAUCUUACUAUAAUAUAGAUGAUUUUUUUUUUCAUUUUGUCUGUCAUGUUCUUUAGAUUCUGUUUUCCAUGUUGUUGUGCCGACUGUCCAACUGUUAUCUGUUCUGAUGUCAGUCCGAUGUGCUUUUUGUCUAUGAUUUGUUAAAUGUUGAACAGUAAUGAGUUGGACUCAUGCUGAUGUAGCCUAAAUACCGCUAAGUAUUGGGACAUAGAAGACGAAAGGGUUUGAUUAUAAUGGGGCAAUGCUUCUAUAUAAAUUAUCACUUCUAUUUGAAUUAUUGACUCUGUUACUUUCUGCCCUUUUUGACUUUCUCUCGCUUCCUGUAUUUACUCUCCUGACUGGAGAAGCAAAGUUUCUGGAGUUUUUGCUGUCGAUAAAUGGCUUUGUCCAGCUCCAGAAGUCAUUUUAUUUUCCUUCCGCUUUUUUAAUGAGUCAAAUCUAAUCCAUGUGGCCACAGUAAAGGCUUUAUUAACGAGCAGGCAAACUCCAGUCUCUCUGAUCUUCUCCAUGUGAAAUGUUCCAGUCCCUUCUUGUAUGUUUUCCUCUCUUCUGUGUUGUUGUCUCUUGUUUCUUUGUGCGAUGGCACUGCUGAUGCUGGAUUCCUAUUAAACAAGAUACUUUACAGUA